GCCGAGCAGGGCAGCCCGGGAGCUGUUUUGUUAAACCCCAACCCAGGUGCUGGGGUUUGUGCACAGAGAGCUGUCCCGGGUGGUGCAAGGCUCGCCCGGCUGAUGCGUGCGGAGCCUGUGCCAGGGAUCGCUGCUGCCGCUGGCGGCUCUCCGGGGACCAUGGAAUUUGAACUCUGGAAACCAACCACAAAGUGAAAAAACAGCGGCUGGGCAGGCAGGGCUGAGAUGGGCGAUGAGAGGAGAAAUCAAAAUGCCAGCAAACUGCAGGGAGCUGGAGGCCAGGCAUGUGCAGCGUCCCCAUCAAGCCCGCUGAUGAGCGACUUUGUUUCUGACUGGUCUCCUUUACAUGAGGCCUCUAUCCAUGGGCGUCUGCUUUCUCUGAAGAAGCUCAUUGAACAGGGGAAUGAUGUCAAUCUUGUAACAGCAGACCAGGUGUCUCCUCUCCAUGAAGCCUGCCUAGGGGGUCAUGCUGCCUGUGCCAGUGUCCUGUUAAAACAUGGUGCUCAGGUGAAUGGAGUGACUGUUGACUGGCACACACCACUGUUCAACACUUGUGUCAGUGGCAGUGUGGCUUGCUUGAAUUUACUGCUGGAGCAUGGAGCCAGCCUACAGCCACCCUGUGACCUGGCAUCCCCCAUCCACGAAGCUGCUAAGAGAGGUCAUGUGCAAUGUGUCGAACUCCUUGCAUCCCGUGGGAUAAAUAUAGAUCACAACAUCAAGCACCUGGGUACUCCUCUUUAUGUAGCAUGUGAGAACCAGCAACUGAACUGUGCCAAGAAGCUGCUUGAGUCAGGAGCAAAUGUGAACAGUGGCAAGGGCCUGGAUUCCCCUCUGCACAUGGCUGCCAGGAAUUGCAGUGUGGAGCUGGUGAAGCUGCUGAUGGACUUUGGAGCAGAUGUUUGGGUGAAGAAUGCUGAAAACAAGAGGCCAGUGGAGCUGGUCCCACCUGGCUGCCCUGUGGGCCAACUGUUCCUGCAGAGAGAAGAAAUGAAUCCUGCUGCUCUCACAGACCAAAGUGCAUUUGUGACCACUCUGCUCCCUUGGGUGCUGCCCUGGGGAUAUCAGCUGCCUGAUAUAUGUGGGAGCAAGGAUGCUGAGACUCCAGCUCUUCUUCCCCUUGCCCUGUUUCCUUUUGAGUUCUAAACCAAAGUGAUCUGCAUCACCUGGGACAGCAGCAAACCCAGCUCCCUGAGUUGAAGGUGCCAUGUCACCCCACACACUUCUGUGCUUCUGGAGAUCCUUUCUCACUUUGCUGUAGAGGCUCCAUAGGAGUGGGCUGGGAGUGCAGAAACUGCUGACAUCAGUGACGCCAGCAAAGGGAGAGAGUCCUCAUCCCACAGGUGGGGAGACUGGCAGCCUUCAAAUCUAUGAAAGCUGAUUCUGGUGUUCACCAGUGUGCCAGUGUGAGCAGUGCCAGCCUGCUGUGUGCAAGUGGAAGGUUAGAGAGGAGAGAUCAAAGCUACCUGGCUGCUGAUUUGAUAUAAAUCACAAUUCAAAUCCUUGUCUGCACAACAUGACUGCUGGCUAUAGAUACCCAGUGUAAUGGUUUGUUUCCUUUGUGCUGACCAAACAGAGCACAGUUCUGUUAGGUUUGUGGGACCUACAUUGUACCCUAAAGGAACAAAAUGACAAACAUAGUUAGGUCUCUAACUCCUCUGAUGAUACUCUUGGGAAUGUGUCACUUAUCUGAUCCAACUCAUCACACAUAUUUGAGCCAUGUAAAAAUUAACUGGCUGACGUAUGAUGGCCUCCUGUAUGGUUUUCCUCAUGCCCAGGAAGAAACGUAGACAUCUGUCUUCACAGAGGUCGAAUACAAGCAGGUAUCUGGGAUGGGAAAGGUAUAUUCUUCUAAAAUCAGUGUCUUGGUUAAGCUGAAUCUGCAUUGAGCAGACAAGGAAUGGACAUUUAACCUAGUGCUUAACUUUUGGACAUUAAAGUGUGAAGAAUCUCCUCUUUGGUGACACAGUGGAAAGCUGGAGAUCUGUCUCAUUAAUUUCUAGAUGAUGAAGAAACAUUUUUGUACGUACUAGUUUUACUUUUGCCUUAGGCAUCUUAUUUUUAACUUCGGCCAAUGGGUUUAUAGGAGCAAUGAUAAUACCAGGAGGAAAUUGCUCUGAGAACCAGGUGAGGGUGUUGCUUCAAGUCUGCUUUUCUCAUGAAAAUUUCAUGGUAUGACUGUUUACUUGAAUUUCUCUGCCCAAGUGUAAUUAGGAUGAAUUCUGUAUGCUCAGCUUGUAUCAUCUCAGUGUGUUUACUUAUUUAUUUUCAUAAAAAUUGUGGUCAACACUGGUGAAUUACAGCUUUAUGCAUCAACACUUAUCCAGUUACAAACCAUAAAAGUACAAGAUGCAAACUGAAUAAUUUCAUUACAGGUGAGGUUUGGGUUUUUUUCUAUAUUUAAAACCAUUCAAAAUAUAAUGCAGGACUUAAAUGAUUGUCAGGAAUAUAUUUUAUCAGAUUUGUUCCUAUUUUUAUAUUAACAGUUUAAUGGUAGUUAAGCCACAAUUUUGUAGAAUAUUUUUUCAGAAAUAAAUAGUUCAUACUCUUUUGCUUG
Sturnus vulgaris (Common starling) is the source of this 2554-nucleotide messenger RNA. Lineage: Eukaryota; Metazoa; Chordata; Aves; Passeriformes; Sturnidae. The record is from RefSeq and is a predicted model, not a curated record.